Molecule: messenger RNA, 789 nt
Organism: Drosophila navojoa
Lineage: Eukaryota; Metazoa; Arthropoda; Insecta; Diptera; Drosophilidae
Biological process (GO): regulation of cytoskeleton organization
Cellular component (GO): axoneme
Molecular function (GO): microtubule binding
Source: RefSeq, a predicted model, not a curated record
AUGAUGCCCUUCAAUCGAACAUUGAGUUCCGAGGAACUGCAUGAGUUGACCAAGUGGAUGUCCAAUUUGCAGAUAAAGCUCGACAAUCGGACACGUCGCGAGCUCUCGGAUGUCGUGAACGUUGCUCAAAUAAUUAAGAAAUUAAAUUCAAAGCUGGUCGACAUGUCCUGCUACAAGUCGCACAGCAGCCUAGCCCUAAAGCUAGAAAACUGGGAGAUCUUUAACCACAAAGUGCUUUGUAAAGUGGGUCUGAAAUUGUCCCAGAGCGACUUGACGCAGCUUGCCUCGGGCAGUCUGGCUGCAUUGAAGUGCCUGCUUUAUUAUUUGAUGACCUGGAAUCGAGAUGGAAUAUCGCCAGUGAGCCCAACCAAGAGGAUCUCAUCGAAAGGCAACAAGAAGAAAACCUCCCAGAGUUUAUCUGGUAGCACGGAGCACCCUACCGAGCCGGAUAUGCUAGAAGAUGGAAAGAACGUGCCGUAUGCUAAAUACAAGCGAGUGAUCCAGGAGAAUUACAAAAAGAAAAGAUAUCUUAACUCCAUAAGCCACAAGGCCAAGUAUCUGGACAGCCUUAUGAUGGUAAAGGACGACCCAUCUGCUCUUCCCAUCGCAAUGUUUAACGUAAAACUCUUGAUUCUCUUCGCCGUGGUCCUCUGCGCGGCCCAGGAUUGCGUGCUCGGCGAGUCUGAUGUGGACCCGGACAUUGAUAUUGACGAACCAGAGAGUCCUGAACCAGACAGUCUCUGCGCCAGAUGCGGCUGUGGUAGCUGCGCUUGCGGUAUCCCAGCUUAA